AUGGCGGACCACCUGUCAAUCGUGUUUUCCAGUCUCAGAAUCCUAUUGCAAGGUAGCAGCAGCACAGAGGGGCAGCUUGCCUACCGCCACUCAAUCCGGAGCGUCAGCGUGCUCUGUCCUGAGUGGCCCAUCAGAUCGACUCUCUCCGGUCAGAGCGGAUCCAACUACGACUCCAGCAGCUCCAGUGCCUCUAGGUCCAACAACUCCGGCUACUCUUCCAACUCCGCGUCCGUCAGUGAAGCGGACCUGGGUACCAGCGAGCUCACGAAGAUUGCUCACAGAAUGGUCAGCGACGGCUACACCCAGUGCAUGGUACGAGCAUUCCACAGCACAUCUCUCACGGAAACAACUGCGCUGAAUAAUUGGUUCGUCGAGCUCGACGUCGACUGGGUUCUCCAAUUACAGCCGCCGCUCCACCUCCAAACGGUGACUAUGUAUUGGCGCCAAGAAUUGGUCCAGAGGUGGAUCCGUGCUCUCACUAUAAUUGUCGCCAGUAUGAACGAAGUAAUGCUCGUAGACCACGAGGUGUUGGCUGUCGCACGGUUUGGCAAAGCGAGUAUCUCAGCAAUGCUCGGCGUUGUCGACACCAUGCUCGAUGUUAUCGUGGAGGAUAAGCUACAGGUUGCCCUGCACAUGUAUAUGUGCGUCUCCAGCGCAUCAUUGAUGAUGAUGCCUGAACUCUCUUUGAAAGCCCAACGCAUUUUCGAUGGGAUAAGCGUCUCCUCGAAGACACAAGAGAACGGGUUAGUUCAGGCCAUAUCCAGCACCACGAUGGACAUCGGGUCAGAAUAUUAUGGCAUCUAG
Molecule: messenger RNA, 804 nt
Organism: Triticum dicoccoides
Lineage: Eukaryota; Viridiplantae; Streptophyta; Magnoliopsida; Poales; Poaceae
Exons: 1
Coding region: 1-804 (267 amino acids)
Source: RefSeq, a predicted model, not a curated record